Molecule: messenger RNA, 1860 nt
Organism: Cladophialophora immunda
Lineage: Eukaryota; Fungi; Ascomycota; Eurotiomycetes; Chaetothyriales; Herpotrichiellaceae
Exons: 6
Coding region: 1-1860 (619 amino acids)
Molecular function (GO): N,N-dimethylaniline monooxygenase activity; NADP binding; flavin adenine dinucleotide binding
Source: RefSeq, a predicted model, not a curated record
AUGAGUGCGCGAUCAAAACUCGGCGUCAAUUGUGAAAUCUAUUCGCGACCCAGCACUCCUCGCCAAAGACUAUCCCAGCUGUUCGACUUCUUAAGCUCCGUGAAGGCACAAAGACACAUAUAUUCUUCGGAAGAAAGCAAGACCAUGGGCAGCAUUAGGAUCGAAAAGGAAGUGAAUGGUCUGUCGACCGAGCGAGACUCGUACCAGAUCGAGGAGUACCCCUUGGGUGAGGCGAGGCCACUCAAAGUCAUUUGCAUUGGAGCAGGUGCCACAGGAUUGAACCUCAUCUAUCGAGCCCGAAGGCAUCUGAAGAACAUCGAUCUCACGGUGUACGAAAAGAAUCCUUCAAUAGGAGGCACGUGGUUCGAGAAUAUCUAUCCUGGUUGUGCCUGCGACAUUCCUUCCCAUAUUUAUCAAUUCUUGUGGGCACUGAACCCGGACUGGAGCUCUUUCUACGUCACCGGACCAGAAAUCUUCAAGUACUUUACUGAAGUGGUGGAGCGGUACCAGCUCGACCAAAACAUCAAGACACAGCACCUCGUCACGCGAGCAGAGUGGUGCGAAGAGGACGGUAUCUGGAACGUGACGGUCACCGACCAGACCACGGGACAAGAAAUCCAAGAUUCGUGUCAUUUUCUGGUCAAUGGAGCUGGAUUUUUGAACCAUUGGCAAUGGCCUGACAUUCCGGGCCUUCAGUCGUUCAAAGGAACCCUUCUCCAUUCGGCACACUGGGAUCAAAGUGUCCAAUUGUCGGGGAAACGGAUUGCAGUCGUGGGAAAUGGCUCUUCCGGCAUCCAGCUCGUGACAGCUUUGCAGCCGAUUGCGGAUCAUCUGACCAAUUUCAUACGAAACCCGACCUGGAUCUCCACGUCUUAUGCUCAAGCCUUUGCUGGUCCCAAUGGAGCCAACUUCUCUUAUUCCGAACAGCAAAGAGAGGAGUUCCGCAAGGACUCCUCAAAGUUCUUGCAGUAUCGGAAAGCCAUUGAGACAGACAUGAACAGCAACUUCGCAUUUUCUCUCAAAGACUCCCCCCAACAAGCGCUAGCCGUGGAGGGGAUCACGAAAAUGAUGAAGGCUCGCCUGGGUUCUCGCAGUGAAGAUCUUGCGGACAUACUUAUCCCUACUGAAUUCGGAUUUGGCUGCAGGCGACCAACCCCAGGAACGGGAUAUUUGGAAGCGCUCACGGCUCCGAACGUCACGGUUGAGUACGACUCGAUCGGGCAGGUGGUGGAGAAUGGAAUCAAGUUAAAGAAUGGCACGGUCCUGGAGUUCGACGCCAUCAUCUGUGCGACAGGUUUUGAGACGUCGUGGCGUCCACGCUUCCCCAUUAUCGGGCGCAACGGCAUGGAUCUGCGCAAGCAGUGGAAAGACCGUCCCAAGAGCUAUCUGUCGUGCACAGUGGCAAAUUUCCCCAACUACUUUGUUUUCCUCGGGCCCAACUCGCCGCUGAGCCACGGCUCCGCAUUGCCCAGUAUAGAGCACUUGACCAAGUAUCUCUUCCAGCUGAUCUACAAGGUCCAGACAGAGAAUUACAAGGCAGUCGAGCCUCUGGAAGAGGCAGUCGACGACUUUAUCGAGCACGCUGACAAGUUCAUGGAGCGGACCGUGUGGGGAGGGAACUGUCGUUCCUGGAUGAAGGGAGGGAAGAAAGACAGUCCUCCACUCACCCAUCCCGGCAGUCGGCUACACUGGUUCCAAAUGUUGCAUGAGCCGCGCUGGGAGGACUACAAGUGGACCCGACGCUCGCGCAACCGAUUUGCAUAUCUAGGGAACGGGUGGUGUACGAUGGAAGAGGAAGGCAAAGACAAGGCUUGGUACAUGGAUGAUCCGGACCAAGGUUUCGAGCGUCUUAUCUACUAG